AUGGCGAAUCCUAAGCCUCGGUUUCCCCACUUUGUAGAGAGCCCAGGGAAAUUGAGUUACAAACCAGCUCGAUAUAUUCGGAACCCAGGCUGGCGGGGAUGGUAUCAAGACGAUCGGAAACUGCAUGAUGUCAAAGCUUCGAAGGCGUUCAUAUGGCCGAAGGACGGAAGGAACGGCUCGCGCUGGGGUCGCAUGAAAGACGUAUUCAACAAUGAGGGCCCGGACAUGUACGUUGCGUUUGGCGCACGUAAGUCGGAAUGCGUAUCGAACCGUCCUCGCAAAUCUCAAUGGGCCGGACACUACCAUUUGAAUGGGCCACACCAGCCUUUCAGCUUCAAUAGCUCGAAGUACUCCCCGUGGACCAGGGACGAUAUGCUCGGUGGACGAGACAAGGGCAAGAGCUAUGACUUCCGGACUCGAGAGUACACAGAUCCAAGCCUGGAUAUGUGGACAAAUGCUGUUUGGCAACCAGAGCCAUACGGCAACCGCGAAUGGAACUGUUACCCCAAAGCGAUGCGAGACUACUUCGGCGAAUGGCACCACGACUGCCAGUAUCUACCGCUCGGGUUCAAUGGUCUGAUCGACAACGAGUUCGGGAGGGGUUGGCGCUUCCGCUAA
Molecule: messenger RNA, 618 nt
Organism: Alternaria rosae
Lineage: Eukaryota; Fungi; Ascomycota; Dothideomycetes; Pleosporales; Pleosporaceae
Exons: 1
Coding region: 1-618 (205 amino acids)
Source: RefSeq, a predicted model, not a curated record